GAUGGCGGACGACAAGCCAGCUGAACCCUUUGAACUUCUUGAACAAACCAUCGAACAAUUUAUGGAAUCUACUAGACAAAUUGGCAUCAUUGUUAGUGAUUUUCAACCUGGAAGUCAAGGAGUAUUAAAUCAAAAAAUUAAUAUGAUGGUUGAUAACAUGAAAGAGAUCGAAAAGUGUAAAGCCCUUGUGAAGGAUGUAGAGGUUCCUCUGGAAGUAUUUGAAUAUAUCGAUCAAGGGAGAAAUCCACAACUUUAUACAAAAGAUUGCUUGGAAAAAGCUUUAAUAAAGAAUGAACAGGUCAAAGGAAAAAUAGAUUCACUCAAGAAUUUCAAGACACUACUAACAGGAGAACUGACAAAAGCAUUUCCAAAAGAAAUGAAAGAAUAUCAAGAGAUCAAAAACAGCCAAGGGACAUGACAUCCUGAAAUACAGAAUUGUAGAUUAAUAUGAAAUAUGUAAAUAAUAGUAAAUUUUGUAAAUAAACAAGUGAUGCAAAUGAA
Molecule: messenger RNA, 501 nt
Organism: Exaiptasia diaphana
Lineage: Eukaryota; Metazoa; Cnidaria; Anthozoa; Actiniaria; Aiptasiidae
Product: mediator of RNA polymerase II transcription subunit 10
Exons: 4
Coding region: 2-418 (138 amino acids)
Biological process (GO): positive regulation of transcription by RNA polymerase II
Cellular component (GO): chromatin; mediator complex
Molecular function (GO): transcription coregulator activity
Source: RefSeq, a predicted model, not a curated record